Molecule: messenger RNA, 291 nt
Organism: Anisakis simplex (herring worm)
Lineage: Eukaryota; Metazoa; Nematoda; Chromadorea; Rhabditida; Anisakidae
Source: the annotation of a GenBank genome assembly
UGGAUUGAUGCACCGUUAGUGUUGAGCACAGCACAACCAUCGCUAGCUGGCGAAAUUCCUGAGCUUGGUACUCAAAUUGCACUUAUCUCAAAACCACCACCACCAGUCGUCAAACGGAUGACCCGAAAAGCUAAAGCAGUAGCCUAUGCGAUGACUGCCAGUUCGUUAGAGGAUGAUGAUGAGUCAAAAAAAAAACAGGAAAUCGGUAACUCAUCUCAUAAUUGUGAAACGAUAUCACCUGGAUUACCUGGAUUGGCCACUGGGCACAAUGCGUUUCCAUUCGGUCCUUGA